AUGAAUCGUCUUCGAGUUGCUGUUGGAAUAUCAGGUGGAGUUGAUAGCGCAGUAGCAGCAUGGCUUCUAAAAAAGAAGGGCUUCGACGUCGUUGGUGUUUAUAUGAUCAAUUGGGAUCCUGUCGAAGAAGGAUCUGCCACGUGCCCGCGAACGAAGGAUGAAGCGGAUGCUCGACAUAACUAUGUUGGAGAACUAUCGCCGUGGACGGACCGUUGGUGCCUGAUAUCGCUUGCAACAGACAUUACUCUGAAAAAGAUAAACAAAAGUUGCAGCACCACUUCAUCUGUAACUGGAACUGCAAUUCCAGUAGGUAAUGAGUAUUAG
This is a messenger RNA of Ostertagia ostertagi, 324 nucleotides long. The record is from the annotation of a GenBank genome assembly. NCBI's taxonomy places the organism in Eukaryota, Metazoa, Nematoda, Chromadorea, Rhabditida, Trichostrongylidae.